UUGAUCGUCUUCAACCUCAACGAGUCGCCCAAGCGAGUUUUAGAGAGAGAUAGAGAGAGAGAGAGAGAGAGAGAGAGCGGCCGAGAUCAGCAAGCUUUAGCUCCCGAGAAGACAAGAUGAACACCGACAUUACAGCGUCGACCAAGCCAGAGUACCCGGUAAUAGAUCGGAACCCUCCAUUCACUAAAGUUGUCGGCAAUUUCGACACUCUCGAUUACCUCCGUUUCGUCACCAUCACCGGCGUUUCCGUCACCGUCGGUUAUCUUUCUGGGAUUAAGCCCGGGAUUAGGGGCCCAUCAAUGGUGACCGGUGGUCUAAUUGGCCUGAUGGGAGGCUUCAUGUACGCUUAUCAGAACUCGGCGGGUCGGCUUAUGGGAUUCUUCCCCAAUGAUGGCGAGGUAGCUCGUUAUAAGAAAUAAGAUUGUGCGGUUUAGGGUUUUUUCUUUUUCUCUUUUGCUUUGUUUUUCUCAAAUUUGAGUUCUAGUUGUGGACAUUUUCACGAUGUUUCAAUUAUUAAACGUGCAACAGAGUUGUAUCAAUAAGCAAAUUGAAAUUUCACUGUUUUCUGUUUUACCCAUUUUUCGUCUAAAUGAAAUAGUUGAAAACUUACAUGA
Messenger RNA from Cucumis melo (muskmelon), 614 nucleotides. RefSeq names its product NADH-ubiquinone oxidoreductase 20.9 kDa subunit. Bases 117 to 419 code for a protein of 100 amino acids. The transcript has 2 exons. NCBI's taxonomy places the organism in Eukaryota, Viridiplantae, Streptophyta, Magnoliopsida, Cucurbitales, Cucurbitaceae. The record is from RefSeq and is a predicted model, not a curated record.